This is a messenger RNA of Trichomonas vaginalis G3, 463 nucleotides long. RefSeq lists its product as uncharacterized. Lineage: Eukaryota; Parabasalia; Trichomonadida; Trichomonadidae. The transcript has a single exon. The annotation marks the transcript as partial. The record is from RefSeq and is a predicted model, not a curated record.
AUGAACAAAAACGGAACAGCUAAAAUGAAUGAUAAUCAAAUUAGAGCAGAAGGUAGAAGGUUAUUUAAACGCUUCUAUAACAUUCCUGAUGGUGUUAAUCCUAAAACUCGUAGAAGCUAUUUAAAUGAAGCAAUAGAUGCAUAUGAAGGGUUUGACAUUUCAUCAGAAAGUGAGAGAUUAGCGAGAAUGUUAAAUGUUAAUAUUGAUUUCUAUUAUUGUGAUCCUCAACCAGAAGACGUGGACAUAAAUAAGGUAGACUUUCCAUUAGUGGAAUCAAUAAUGAUAGAUCCAGAAUUUGAAACAGUAAAUAUUUUAUUAACACAGAGUCCAUGUGGAAAACUUCACGCUGACAGAAUAACAGACGUUGAAGCACUCACCGGCUAUAAAGUUUGUCCAUAUUGUAAAGAAGAAGUUUAUUCUAUCCGUGAUGAUCCAGAAAGGAAAAACCAAAGAAGAUUUUUAA